AUGUCCACUCCUCCCCUCCCGCCCCUCUUCCAAACCCCCGAACUCUUCGAACUAAUCCUCCUCAACCUCGACACCAAAACCCUCCUCCUCGCCCAACGCACCUCCACGCACUGGCGCACCUUCAUCGCAACCUCCAAACCCCUCCAACGCAAGCUCUUCUUCCUCCCCACCACCACCUUCACGGACCUGCACACCCUCCACCUCCUGCACCCGGCGGACUCGGCCAAGUUCAACAUCCUCGACGCUACGUCGAAUAGGUGCAAGUGGCUGCAGCAGGUGGUUGUGCUGAAUGAUUUGCUGUUUGAUACGAGUCGGGAGUGGCGGCUUAGGUCUGUUGGGUAUGCACAACCCUCGCAAAUUCAAACUCCCUCCCGAGUCGUCCCGUCCUGGAAGAACAUGCUCCUCACCCAACCCCCGCCCUCGACGGGCAAAGGCGACGUGAUGUUCUGGUUCGAAGACCGCCACGACAACGACGAGUUAUGCCAGGACGUCGAUACGAUGGGGGCCAUGAUGGAGAGGGUGUAUGCGAAGGGGUGUGAGGUGGAUUGGGGCAGUGCCGGGGUGAGGCCGGUGAAGCAUCCGGUGGACGGGGGGUAUUAUGGGCGGUUGUUGGCGAGGAGGAGGGAGGAGGAGAGGGAGGCGGAGGCGGAGGAGGAGUUGGAGGUGGUGGUUUGGGAGGGGGAGGGGAAGGGAAUGGGUGGAAAUGGGGAGGUGGGGUUGAGGGAGAGGGAGAGGGAGGGGCCGGUGGUGUCGUCUUCGUCGUCGUCGUCGGAGCUUGGGGAGAGUGAUGGUGUUUGA
This is a messenger RNA of Zasmidium cellare ATCC 36951, 798 nucleotides long. RefSeq lists its product as uncharacterized. The transcript has a single exon. Bases 1 to 798 code for a protein of 265 amino acids. Gene Ontology annotation, molecular function: protein binding. The record is from RefSeq and is a predicted model, not a curated record. Lineage: Eukaryota; Fungi; Ascomycota; Dothideomycetes; Mycosphaerellales; Mycosphaerellaceae.